Eleginops maclovinus (Patagonian blennie) is the source of this 1668-nucleotide messenger RNA. RefSeq names its product mitochondrial calcium uptake 2 (gene micu2). The record is from RefSeq and is a predicted model, not a curated record. Gene Ontology annotation, biological process: mitochondrial calcium ion homeostasis; calcium import into the mitochondrion. The coding region runs from base 47 to 1303 and encodes 418 amino acids. Gene Ontology annotation, cellular component: uniplex complex. The transcript is spliced from 12 exons. Lineage: Eukaryota; Metazoa; Chordata; Actinopteri; Perciformes; Eleginopidae. Gene Ontology annotation, molecular function: calcium ion binding.
UCUCUUCCUGUGUGGGCGAGGCUUUGCAGCAGCUCCCUUCCUGAACAUGGCUGCCCUCGGGAGGCUCUUCUUCGUCUUCAGGAACGCAGUGAGAAAUCCUCGGUCUCUGAUAGCUGUAGCACGGCACCGUGCUGUUGGACCAGCUAUAGUGGGCUCUGUUCUCGGUACCGGGCUUAUCUAUUAUUACCAAUAUGUUCCUAACAGGACUCUGCCCUUUGCUGUCCAUGCCGAGGCCCCGAAAGAAGCCCCAGCUCCAGCAUUGUCUGCCAGGAAGGUUCGGUUCAUCCAGUUCGCCUCGGUUGUGUACGAGCAGGAGCCCUACAUGACCCCCAGAGACUUCCUGUUCUCUGUGAUGCUGGAGAAUGUCGACCGAAAGCUGCAGAAGAGAAGUUUAACCACACAAGAUGUUAACCGCAUGUUGGCCGCUGCCUCCAAAGCUCGGGCCGGUAAUGAACUGUUCAGAACAAUAGGAGACGAUGGUUUGAUAUCCUACACAGAGUACCUGUUCCUGCUGACCAUCCUGACCAAGCCGCACAUAGGAUUUCAUAUAGCUUUCAAAAUGCUUGAUAUUGACGGCAAUGAGCAGGUGGACAAAAAGGAAUUUCUCAAGCUGAAGAAAAUCAUUGGAACAAAUAAAAAGAGAGCUCCCAUUGAAGGCACAGAGAAACCAGUGGAAGAAGGGGAAGGUGUGAACACGACUCUGCAGGCCUACUUCUUUGGCAAGAAAGGAGAAAACAAGCUGCAGUAUCAGGACUUCCACGGGUUCAUGGUAGACCUGCAGGCUGAGGUCCAGGAGAUGGAGUUCCUGCAGUUCUCCAAAGGCAUGGACACCAUGAGGAGAGAAGACUUUGCAGAGUGGCUGCUACACUACACCAACGAAGAAGACAACGAGGUGUACUGGGAGAACAUGAGGAAGAGGAUCCCUGCUGGCCAGAGUAUCACCUUUGAUGAGUUCAAAGCCUUCUGUCUGUUCACCAACAAUCUGGAGGAUUUUGCCUUUUCAAUGAAACUGGUCUCUGGAACCAACCGUCCCGUUGGAAUGGCCCAGUUCAAACGAGCAGUGAGGAUCGCCACGGGCCAUGAUCUGUCGGACAAUGUUCUUGAUACUGUCUUCAAGCUGUUUGAUAUGGAUGGAGAUAACUGCCUGAGCCAUAAGGAGUUCAUGGGAGUGAUGAAUGACAGAAUACGGCGAGGCCUGAAGGUGCAGCACCAGAGUGGCUUCUCCGGCUACUGGAAAUGUGUGAAGCAAGAGACCCUGAAGGGAGCUAAGGAGGCCCUGGGGGACACCGGGUGCCCAAUCUGAACCACUAUGACGACCAUCACUCUUACCACUGGCCGCCUUCGUGUUGUAUGAUAAAAAAAAAGGGGUGUGAACAAUAUUUUUUCAGUAACCACAUUUCAAAAAAGGAUUUACACCACUAUCUUGUUUACAGAUCCAUUGUGUGAUAUUAGCUGUGGCUUGAGUGUUUACAAUAUUUAGUUUUUGUAUUUUCUGCCCACUGUGAUUAAUUAGGCAUGGUUUUUAUAUUUAGAAUAGCCAACCACUUUUGCACUCCCUCAGACUGGUUAAGGGGACUGAUGCCUUCUCAAGAUCUUAUACAAUAUCCGGUGUGGGGUUUUUCCGUGGUUUUUUGUGAAAUAUUUAUCAAAUAAAGGUUUACAAAAAUG